Pteronotus mesoamericanus is the source of this 1554-nucleotide messenger RNA. It is a transcript of the gene IQCC, whose product is annotated as IQ motif containing C. Gene Ontology annotation, molecular function: protein binding. The record is from RefSeq and is a predicted model, not a curated record. Lineage: Eukaryota; Metazoa; Chordata; Mammalia; Chiroptera; Mormoopidae.
AUGACGCACUGUGUAGGCGCCACUGCCUGGCCGAGCAGUUGGGGCCCGAUGGAGCGGGAGCAGUUGGUGCGGAAGGUGGUCGUACUGCAGGCCUGCGUCCGGGGUUUCCUGGUCCGACGUCAGUUCCAGCGUCUACGCGCUGAGUAUGAAGCUAUUGUACAAGAGCUCGAGGAUGAUCUGGGCACGCUACAGUGGACUGAGGGCUGGAUUCCCAGACCUCAAUUUCUCCCGCAGAAGGCCAAAUCCCAUCGGACCUGGAAAGCCGGAGGGAGGGUACAAAAGCCAGAACAGGAACUAUGGAGCUGCUUCUCACAUAAGAGUCCUGAGAGAGAGGUCAUCCAGGAGGAGAGGAUGCUGAAGAAGUCAGGAGAGAGCUCAGCAAACUCAGAUAGUCUUCCCUGCAUAGAUGACAGCCCCUGGCUUCAGGACGAGCAAAGCAGGAAAACCAGGAAAUCCAGCCAAGAGGAGACCAGAGAUAAGUCAAGGAUGGAGAACCCAGAAGCUGCAGGCCCAGGACUGCCCCGCAGCCCAACUGAGCUCCAAGAGCUCCAGUACCGCCGCAGCCACUUGGCCAUGGAACUGCUCUGGCUACAGCAGGCCAUCAAUAGCCGUAAGGAGUACCUACUUCUCAGACAAACACUGGGAUCCCCAGAGGCAAGCCCAGACCACAGUGGACAGGCCUGUGAGGGAGCUGGGUCACAACCAGGCCCACCAGUGGAAGACCAGUGCUACAGAGACAGGACCACUAGAGAACCAGGUCCUGCAGACGACUCUUGCUGGAGGCUCCAAUCACAACCCCACAAGUCCCCAGAGAGACUGGCAACUACAGAUGAGACUACUGUUGGGAAGAAGUACAGGAACCCAUGCCACAGGAGGGCUCGACCACAGCUGCCCAUACCAUCAGAUAACUGGGCCAUAGAGAAGAGGCUCACCAAAGAGCCACACCAUGGGGACCACACCUUUGCAGGGACGUGCCUGCAGCUGACGAAACUCCUGGAGGACGAGACCCCUAAAUGCCUCAAUCCUAAGGGCCACUGUUCUGGAAAGGCCAGAACACAGCUGCCUACACUCUGUGUGGACCCAAACAUUGGAGAUAGGUCUCCCCGAGGGCCAGACCACAAAAAGCCUGAGUGCCAGAGAGUGAGGCCACAAGAGCCGGACCACUGCUCAGAAGACCGUGUCAUCCAGGAUGGAACUCUGACAGAACACGGUAGCCUGGAUCUCUGGAAGACUAAACCACCCAAGGGCCAGACCCCCAGUAGUAAGAGCUCCAGAGACAGAGCUUCCAAGGAGCCUGGCUCUGAAGGAUGGAAAAGCCAGAGGACUGGAUCAUGGAGAUCAAGGCCACCUGAAAAACCGUCUUCCACACGGUCAGACAGCAUGGGAGAGGACCACUGGAGGGGCAGGCUGUGGAAAACAGGACCACCAGGCUAGUCCUUGGGGAGGCUCAGGUUCCAAAGGGGGAUGCUAUGAAAGGGCAAGGAGACAGACAGGUCCUCCUCCUCGAUCUCUGGUACCACCUCUACCUCUUGCCCUGCCCUGCCCCCCCUUGGU